Podarcis raffonei (Aeolian wall lizard) is the source of this 2483-nucleotide messenger RNA. Its product is annotated as zinc finger protein 883-like. The record is from RefSeq and is a predicted model, not a curated record. The transcript is spliced from 6 exons. NCBI's taxonomy places the organism in Eukaryota, Metazoa, Chordata, Lepidosauria, Squamata, Lacertidae. Bases 396 to 2378 code for a protein of 660 amino acids.
ACGGGAAGUGGAGGGGGAGGGGGCAAGUUCCUCCAUGGCUAAAUUCCCCCCUCCCUUCCUGCUUUCUUCUCUCUCCAUUGCAAAAGCCCCUCCUGGACUCGGGGUCCAGUGUGCAUUGAAGACGUAGCUGUUCCUUUCACAGAGGAAGACUUGGCUUUGCUGGAUCCUGACCAGAGAGCUCUGCAGAAGGAAGUCAAGGAGGAGAAUCCUGGGAUCGUGGCCUCUCAGGGUCCAGUGUGCUUUGAAGACGUAGCUGUUCCUUUCACAGAGGAAGACUUGGCUUUGCUGGAUCCUGACCAGAGAGCUCUGCAGAAGGAAGUCAAGGAGGAGAAUCCUGGGAUCGUGGCCUCUCAGGACCCUGCAGCUUCUUUUGGCUCCUUGACUCCUCAGGAAGGAUGAAAGAGACGGAUCCUGCAAAGCUAGCGAGGAUGGAAGGGGGAAGAUGGACGGUUGACCUGGUCAGUUUGUCUCCUGCAUCCCUCCCCACAACCUCUGAGCGUUCCCUCCCAGGGACCUCAGAGAGAUCAGGACCCUGCAGCUUCUUUUGGCUCCUUGACUCCUCAGGAAGGAUGAAAGAGACGGAUCCUGCAAAGCUAGCAAGGAUGGAAGGGGGAAGAUGGACAGUUGACCUGGUCCGGCUGUCUCCUACAUCCCUCCCCACAACCUCUGAGCAUUCCCUCCCAGGGACCUCCGAGAGAUCUGAUGGAGAUGAACUGGAAGGGAAGAACAGGGGGGACCACAAGAGAAGCCACAUAGUGGAGAAGUCAUAUAAAUAUUCAGAGUGUGGAGAGAACAUCCGUCAGAGCUCCCAGGACACCUCCCGUCAAAGAAAGAGCUUCGUUCAGAAGGAUAGCCUCACUUCACACAACAAAGGACAGAGCAGGGAGAAACCCUAUCAGUGCUUGGAAUGUGGGAAGAGCUUCAGUCAGAAGGCCCAUCUCAAUUCUCAUCUAUUAAUUCAUACAGGAGAGAAACCCUAUCAGUGCUUGGUAUGUGGGAAGAGCUUUAAUCAAAGCGCACAUCUCACUUCCCAUCAAAGAAUUCAUACCGGGGAGAAACCCUAUCAGUGCUUGGAAUGUGGAAAGAGCUUCACUCAAAGCAGCUCUCUCACUUGCCAUCAAAGAAUUCAUACCGGGGAGAAACCCUAUCAGUGCUUGAAAUGUGGAAAGAGCUUCAGUAUUAGCAGCAGUCUCACUUCCCAUCACAGAAUUCAUACCGGGGAGAAACCCUAUCAGUGCUUGAAAUGUGGGAAGAACUUCAGUCACAGGCAGACUCUCACUUCCCAUCAAAGAACUCAUACAGGAGAAAAACCCUAUCAGUGCUUCGAAUGCGGGAAGAGCUUCAGGGAGGGGACAAAGCUCACUUUGCAUCAAAGAACUCAUACAGGAGAAAAACCCUAUCAGUGCUUCGAAUGCGGGAAGAGCUUCAGGGAGGGGACAAAGCUCACUUUGCAUCAAAAAACUCAUACAGGGGAAAAACCCUAUCAGUGCUUCGAAUGUGGAAGGAGCUUCACUGAAAGCUCCCAUCUGACUUCCCAUCACAGAAUUCAUACAGGGGAGAAACCCUAUCAGUGCUUGAAAUGUGGAAAGAGCUUUAAUCAAAGCGCACAUCUCACUUCCCAUCAAAGAAUUCACACAGGGGAAAAACCCUUUCAGUGCUUGCAAUGUGGAAAGAGCUUCAGAAAGAGCUCCCAUCUCACUUCCCAUCAAAGAACUCAUACAGGAGAAAAACCCUAUCAGUGCUUCGAAUGUGGGAAGAGCUUCGGGGAGGGGGCCAAGCUCACUUCCCAUCAAAGAACUCAUACAGGGGAGAAACCCUAUCAAUGCUUGAAAUGUGAGAAGAGCUUCAGGUGGAAGGCCAGUCUCACUUACCAUCAAAGAAUUCAUAGAGGGAAGAAACCGUAUCACUGCUUGGAAUGUGGAAAGAGCUUCAGUCAGACGGUGAAUCUCACUUUGCAUCAAAGAAUUCAUACAGGGGAGAAACCCUAUCAGUGCUUGGAUUGUGGAAAGAGCUUCAGUCAGAGGAACAGUCUCACCUCCCAUCAAAGAAUUCAUACAGGAGAAAAACCCUAUCAGUGCUUCGAAUGUGGGAAGAACUUCCGGGAGGGGACAAAGCUCAGUUUGCAUCAAAAAACUCAUACAGGGGAGAAACCCUAUCAGUGCUUCGAAUGUGGAAAGAGCUUCAAUCGGAAGGAUAGUCUCACUUCCCAUCAAAGAAUUCAUACCGGGGAGAAACCUUAUCAGUGCUUGAAAUGUGGAAAGAGCUUCAGACUGAGCUCCCAUCUCACUUCCCAUCAAAGAAUUCAUACAGAGGGGAAAGCAAAAAAGAGAAAUAAAACAAAAAAUAUUAAACAACCCUUACAAAAUACAAUUGUAUAGAAAAGAGAAGAGGGGGGGAUAUAAACUAAAAAUACUGUUUAUACCAUUUGUAUCAUAUAUAUCAUAUCAUUCGUCAACCCAUAGAAAGGCAGGAUCCCCCUCUUC